AUGGAAAGCCGGCUAUGGCCAUAUUACCCUCGACUUCUCGCGAGAGACGAGAAAGCCAGGGAAAAUGGCCAGAAAGAGAGGAAAAAGGCGAGAAAGGUGAGAAAGCGAGGAAAAAGGCGAGAAAGUGAGGGAAAAGGCGGGAAAGUUGAGAAGGCGAGGAAAAAGGCGAGGAAAAAGGCGAGAAAGAGAGGAAAAAGGCGAGAAAGUGAGGAAAAAGGCGAGAAAGCGAGGAAAAAGGCGGGAAAGGUGAGAAGGCGAGAAAGUGAGGAAAAUGGCCAGAAAGAGAGGAAAAAGGCGAGAAAGGUGAGAAAGCGAGGAAAAAGGCGAGGAAAAAGGCGAGAAAGCGAGGAAAAAGGCGGGAAAGGUGAGAAGGCGAGAAAGCGAGGAAAAAGGCGAGAAAGUGAAGAAAAAUGCGAGAAAGCGAGGAAAAAGGCGAGAAAGCGGGAAAAAAGGCGAGAAAGCGAGGAAAAAAGGCGGAAAAACGAGAAAAAAAGCGAGAAAUGGAGAAAGCGAGGAAAAAGGCGAGAAGGGUUGUGGGCUGCUCAUCAUCAUCUACUUCUACGUAUAUGGACUUCCGUGGUGGUAAUUGAGGAGCAGUGGGCGUGGGAGCUUGGAUUUUUUGACGUUGCUUGGCGACGGGCUUGA
Messenger RNA from Lottia gigantea (owl limpet), 645 nucleotides. RefSeq lists its product as hypothetical. The record is from RefSeq and is a predicted model, not a curated record. NCBI's taxonomy places the organism in Eukaryota, Metazoa, Mollusca, Gastropoda, Lottiidae. The transcript has 3 exons. Bases 1 to 645 code for a protein of 214 amino acids.